UGUUGAGUGUGGCAGUCAGCAUACAGAAGUGGCACGGGGUACAGAGUAGGCAUCCAACAAGUUUCAUACAUCCUUUCUUCGAGCCAAGAAAACACUUGUUUUAACCGCCCGGGGCACAGGAACUCGGUGAAACAUGGCUGCUCUUUCAGCCUGGUUUUGGAACGAGAGGUUCUGGCUCCCACACAACGUAACCUGGGCGGAUCUGGCGGACUCAGCACCCGGGGUGGAGUAUCCCAAAGCUGGACACUUGUUUGCCGCCUUGCCGCUAGCUUUGGGAAUUUUCGCCGUCAGGAUACUCUUCGAAAGAUUUAUUGCCAGUGCCUGUGCCCAAAGUCUCCACAUUCAGCAGGGUGUUGGAAGAAGAGCUCAGCCCAACACAGUGCUGGAGAAAGUGUUUACAUCCAUUACAAAGAAUCCAGACUCGCGCCAUCUGGAUGGCCUAUCCAAGCAGCUGGACUGGGAGGUGCGAAAAGUCCAGCGUUGGUUCAGACAGCGCAGGAACCAAGAUAAACCUAGUACACACACUAAGUUCUGUGAAAGCAUGUGGAGAUUUACAUUUUAUUUGUUUAUAUUUACCUACGGGUUCCAGUUUCUGUGGCAGUCCCCUUGGUUGUGGGAUACACGGCAUUGCUGGUACGGUUACCCUUACCAGGUCAUGACUCCAGGUCUUUAUCACUACUAUGUGACAGAACUGGCCUUCUACUGGUCACUCAUGUUCUCCCAGUUCACUGACAUUAAAAGGAAGGAUUUCCUGAUCAUGUUCAUCCAUCAUCUCGCUACAGUCGGUCUGAUCAGCUUUUCUUAUGUUAACAACAUGGCGCGAGUGGGAAGCCUCGUCCUCUGUGUCCACGACACUUCCGACUUCCUGCUAGAGGCAGCCAAAAUGGCCAACUAUGCCAAGUACCAGCGUUUGUGUGACUUCCUCUUCAUUGUGUUUAGUGUGGUAUUCUUUAUCACACGGCUUGUUAUAUAUCCAAUAUGGGUCCUGAACUCAACUAUGUUUGAGAGCUGGUCCAUAGUUGGGCCAUUUCCGUCCUGGUGGCUCUUCAACUUCUUACUUGUGGUCCUCCAAGUGCUGCAUAUCAUCUGGUCCUACCUCAUAGCCCGUAUAGCCAUCAAAGCCAUCCUGCGAGGCAAGGUGUGCAAUGAUGUCCGCAGUGACAUAGAGAGCAGCUCUGAAGAUGAGUCAGACAUGUCCACGGAAAACCUCAAAACGUCCCCUCGUCCCCCCAAGGGAGAAAACGGCACUAAUGGCCACUGUGCUGCUACCAAAGCCCGAGCUCACAACCACAACAGCUGGUGACGUGGGGGCCUGAAACUCCCUGCAGUUGGUCCCCUCGCAGUGUCUCCAAGAGCUUUGUUUGUCUUUUGACAUUCCUCUGACGCACAAGGCUCGCUCCCACAUUCUCUCACACACAUUACACUGACAGCGAGUCCACAGAUUCAAAUGUUGGUGGUGAUGAUGAUGAUGGAUACGCAAACACCAAAUCGUGUGAUGAGGCGACACGUAAAAGCUGCAAUGAAAUGGAAGUUGUUCGAAGCAAGUGAUUUACAUACUGUAGCCUUCUUUUACAAAUGUUGGGAUUUAUCCUGUGCUUCAGAUGUUUUUUGGAUUCAAAGUUCUCUCCCAGUUUUAUUGGUCAGAUGAACUUGAUCAUGUGUUUCUAAGGGUUAAUUCAUACCAGACAGUGCAGGGCGUACCUGUCACAGCAGACAUAGUAACAUAAAUGCAUUAUUAUAGCUGUGGUUUUAUCAGCUUUUAAAAGCAGGACACCUGCUGUGAGUGGAAAUGCACUUAAACAUAUCUGCCCUUUGCAGUUUAUUGUAAAUUAACCCUUUACCACCUUUUUUUGGCAAUGCUGUGAGAGAUUUUGAAUUUUGUGUGUGUGUUUUUCUUUUUUUUUUUUACUUAUGAGACCAAAAUGUUGAUGAAAUUAUUGGAUGUCACUGUCUGUUAGAGAAAUCCAGGUAUGAGGACAAUGCUAAAAGUCUGGUAUCAUGUUUCUACUUGAGUGCCUUAAAAAUGUCUUUCCAAAUAUAUUCUGAUGCUGAA
This is a messenger RNA of Archocentrus centrarchus (flier cichlid), 2053 nucleotides long. RefSeq names its product ceramide synthase 5 (gene cers5). The transcript is spliced from 10 exons. The coding region runs from base 134 to 1303 and encodes 389 amino acids. Gene Ontology annotation, cellular component: membrane. Gene Ontology annotation, biological process: ceramide biosynthetic process. Lineage: Eukaryota; Metazoa; Chordata; Actinopteri; Cichliformes; Cichlidae. The record is from RefSeq and is a predicted model, not a curated record. Gene Ontology annotation, molecular function: DNA binding; sphingosine N-acyltransferase activity.